AGUGCAAAACUUCCUGCCCACUUCUUGUGAAGGUUGCUAUUCAGCAAACAUGUGGAAACUUGAGAUCUACUGUACUUCCCUUUUUAUGCUUUAUGUAGCAAGCCUUGGUCUAGUUUAACCAGUUUCAGCUCCCUUCUUAACCUCGGUUGGCAGGUGGAAUCGAAUGUCGGAACUGGGUUUUUAGUUGGUUACUACAGAGACGUUGCACCAUGGCUCCUUUCCUGCGGAUUGCCUUCAACUCAUUUGAGUUGGGCUCAAUGCCAGCUCAGGCAGAACCCUGCCAACCAUUCUGUGCAGUGAAGGUGAAGGAAUCUCUCAGUACAGAAAGAGGAAAGACCUUGGUACAGAAGAAACCCACAAUGUAUCCAGACUGGAAGUCCGCAUUUGAUGCUCACAUCCAUGAGGGCCGUGUUAUCCAGAUAGUGCUAAUGAAGGCAGCUGAGGACCCACUCUCUGAGGCCACAGUUGGGGUGUCUGUGCUCGCUGAACGAUGCAAAAAGGGAAACGGGAAAGCUGAGUUUUGGCUGGACCUGCAGCCCCAAGCAAAAGUGCUAAUGUCAGUGCAGUUUUUUCUGGAAGACACAGAUUGCAAGCAGUCCAUACGAGAAGACGAGGGCUUGGUGACUAUAAACAGGAGGAGAGGAGCCAUCAAACAGGCGAAAAUACACUACAUUAAGAACCAUGAAUUCAUUGCCACAUUUUUUGGUCAGCCAACAUUUUGCUCUGUGUGCAAAGAGUUUGUGUGGGGCUUGAACAAACAAGGGUACAAAUGUAGACAGUGCAAUGCUGCCAUACAUAAAAAAUGCAUUGACAAGAUCAUUGGCAGGUGUACAGGCACAGCGACCAACAGCCGGGACACCAUGUUCCAGAAGGAGCGGUUUAACAUUGACAUGCCCCAUCGAUUCAGGGUUUACAAUUACAAAAGCCCCACUUUCUGCGAUCACUGUGGCAGUCUGCUCUGGGGCUUGGUGAAGCAGGGGUUAAAAUGUGAAGAAUGUGAUAUGAACGUUCAUCACAAGUGUCAAAAAAAAGUGGCCAAUUUGUGUGGCAUCAACCAGAAACUUCUAGCAGAGGCUCUGAACCAAGUCAGCAUGAAGUCAAGCAGAAAAUCAGAUUCGUCUUUGGAUAACGUUGCCAUUUACCAAGGUGUAACGCCGACUGCUCCAUUUGCAAAAGGUUUAGAUGCAACAGCAGACAACCAGUAUGAUAGGCUGUGGGAGGGGAGCAGUCCUCCGCCUAUGAGAGUGUCCAGUAUCAGCAACCGUGUUUCAGUGGAGAAUUUUACAUUUCACAAGGUUCUUGGAAAAGGCAGCUUUGGGAAGGUCCUUUUAGCUGAGGUAAAGGGCAAGAAUGAGUAUUUUGCUAUUAAAGCUCUAAAGAAAGAUGUUGUGCUGAUUGAUGAUGAUGUGGAGUGCACCAUGGUGGAGAAACGUGUCCUGGCAUUAGCAUGGGAAAAUCCAUUUCUUACUCACACCUAUUGUACCUUCCAGACUAAGGAGCAUCUCUUCUUUGUUAUGGAGUUUCUGAAUGGUGGAGAUUUGAUGUUCCACAUACAGGACAAGGGCCGUUUUGAUCUUUUCAGGGCUACGUUCUAUGGAGCUGAAAUAAUCUGUGGAUUACAAUUCCUUCACACAAAGGGCAUUAUUUAUAGGGAUCUGAAAUUGGACAAUGUGAUGUUGGAUCGGGAUGGACACAUCAAAAUUGCAGACUUUGGUAUGUGCAAGGAGAACGUUUAUGGAGAAAAUAAAGCAAGCACUUUCUGUGGGACCCCAGAUUAUAUUGCUCCAGAGAUAUUACUUGGACAUAAGUACACAUUUUCCGUGGAUUGGUGGUCAUUUGGAGUCCUGCUGUAUGAAAUGUUGAUUGGUCAGUCUCCUUUUCAUGGUGAUGAUGAGGAUGAACUAUUUGAAUCCAUUAGAAUGGACACACCACACUUUCCAAGAUGGAUCACAAAGGAAUCCAAAGACAUCCUAGAGAAGCUGUUUGUGAGAGAUCCCAUAAAGAGACUUGGUGUAACUGGAAACAUCAAGACCCAUCCUUUCUUCAAGACUAUUAACUGGACUGCUUUGGAAAAGAAAGACGUGGAACCACCCUUUAAACCAAAAGUGAAAUCCCCUAGUGAUUACACCAACUUUGACCGUGAGUUCCUCAGUGAAAAGCCACGACUUUCCUACAGUGAUAAAAACCUUAUUGAUUCAAUGGACCAGACUGCGUUUCAUGGAUUCUCCUUCAUCAAUCCUAAAAUGGAGUGUCUCCUUGAAAAAUAACAGUAGCACCCCUUUCUUAUCUGUGAACUGUGACCUAGAUUUACACUAAAGGGAACAACAUUCAGAACUGCAUCUGUAAUACUUCUACUAUGGAGUUAAAAUGUAUAGAGCAUUUGUUUCACUGUGAUCACUCCAACUUCAUAAAGAAGAUUGUUGGUAUAAACAAAAAAUAUUCCUGCAAGAGAACAGCUCUUCCUGAGAAAAUCACUCCCAUCUGGAAACUUGAAUAUAGUUAAUAAUCCUAAAAAUCCCCCCCCCCCCAAAAAAAAUAUAUAUUUAUAUA
Rana temporaria (common frog) is the source of this 2550-nucleotide messenger RNA. RefSeq names its product protein kinase C delta (gene PRKCD). The transcript is spliced from 18 exons. Gene Ontology annotation, molecular function: ATP binding; diacylglycerol-dependent serine/threonine kinase activity. Lineage: Eukaryota; Metazoa; Chordata; Amphibia; Anura; Ranidae. Bases 210 to 2267 code for a protein of 685 amino acids. The record is from RefSeq and is a predicted model, not a curated record. Gene Ontology annotation, biological process: protein phosphorylation.